AUGCUCCCAAGGGUAGAAGGGGUUUCAGGAAUUUUGGGAUGCAGACCUGACUGGCAUUCCUGGGCGCCUCGGCGCGAGUGGCGGUCGCUCAGGAGCAUUGCGAGCAAGGCAGGCGACUCGCGCACCGAGCCUCGGAGGAACGUGUUGGGGUCAGCUCGGCAGCAGAGAGGCUUCGCUUCGGAGCAAACGCACGUGCCUCGUUGUACCCGACCUUGGAGCAAGCCAGCCUUGGAGCAAGCCAGCCUUGGAGCAAGCCAGCCUUGGAGCAAGCCAGCCUUGGAGCAAGCCAGCCUUGGAGCAAGCCAGCCUUGGAGCAAGCCAGCCUUGGAGCAAGCCAGCCUUGGAGCAAGCCAGCCUUGGAGCAAGCCAGCCUUGGAGCAAGCCAGCCUUGGAGCAAGCCGGCCUUGGAGCAAGCCAGCCUUGGAGCAAGCCAGCCUUGGAGCAAGCCAGCCUAGGAGAGAGCCAGCCUGGAGCAAGCCGUCCUUGGAGCAAGCCAGCCUUGGAGCAAGCCAGCCUUGGAGCAAGCCAGCUUGGAGCAAGCCGGCCUUGGAGCAAGCCGGCCUUGGAGCAAGCCGGCCUUGGAGCAAGCUGGCCUUGGAGCAACGGGUGCAGCAGAAAGGGACUUGGUUUGGCGAUGGGGCGGGAGGAUGGCGCGCGGAAGGAGUGCGACGACAGGGAAGAACGAGCGAACCAACUCAGUCGGCCCAGUAGUGAUGCCGGAGCUGAGCCCUUUAACGGGGAUGGCUCUCAGCGGCGUGGCAGCAAGCGGGCA
Molecule: messenger RNA, 772 nt
Organism: Closterium sp. NIES-67
Lineage: Eukaryota; Viridiplantae; Streptophyta; Zygnematophyceae; Desmidiales; Closteriaceae
Source: the annotation of a GenBank genome assembly